AUGGAAGAAACCGGACCAAUAUGCCUUGGCCAUUUUAUCGCCGAUAUCGAACAUAUUGACUUCGCACUGAAUCAAGGGUGUAUCGAAGAGUUCCCACCCAGCAUGCGUGUCUACCAAACGAAAACGAUACACUUCAAAUGGGACGAGAACACCGAGGCCAGCGGAGGUGGCUCCUUCGGCAUGGGUGCACCCGCGCCAGGUGGUAUGGCCAUUAAAGGGAGCCUCAAGCAAGUGUUUCGACGUUCUGUCCACAGUUAUGAGGAGUAUGAUAGGCUUGACACGUACAUUGUACAGCCGAAUAAAGCCUAUAUCGCCGAGUGUCUGGAAAUCGAUGAGCUCGCAUCACAUAUUGCAGGAAAGAGAUCAUGGUCGGCAUUUAUGAUCACAGGCCUGAAGGUCGCGCGAAAAGGAUUCAAGACCCUCCAUCAAGCAAGGGGAACUAAGAAUGAACUUGGCUCAGAAAUGUGA
This is a messenger RNA of Penicillium macrosclerotiorum, 468 nucleotides long. RefSeq lists its product as uncharacterized. The transcript has a single exon. The coding region runs from base 1 to 468 and encodes 155 amino acids. NCBI's taxonomy places the organism in Eukaryota, Fungi, Ascomycota, Eurotiomycetes, Eurotiales, Aspergillaceae. The record is from RefSeq and is a predicted model, not a curated record.